AUGAAAUCAUCAAAAUUCAUAAUAAUUUUCGCACUUUUUUUAUUGAUAUGUUUAACAUUAUUAAAUGAAAAUUCAAGUGCACUUGCUGCACCACAAGAUGAUGCUAAAACUCCAAAGGAACCAACUAAAGAUGAACCAGUUAAAGAACCAGUUAAAGAUGAACCUGUAAAAGAACCAGUUGAACCAAAAGAACCUGUUAAGGAACCUGUUAAUGAAGCUCCUGUCAAAGAUGAACCUGCAAAAGAACCUGCGAAAGAUCCCGCGAAAGAUCCCGCGAAAGACCCUGCAAAAGAACCUGCUAAAGAACCUGCUAAAGAACCUGCUAAAGAACCCGCGAAAGAUCCUCCAAAAGAACCCGCGAAUAAUCCUCCAAAAGAUCCAGAGCAAAAGCCUCCUGAAGAACCACCAGCAGAACAACCUAAGGAACAACCUAAAGAACAAGCACCUGCUGAACCACCUAAGGAACAGCCAAAAGGACCUCCAGUCCAACAACCUCAAACAACUCCUGCGGUCACAAUAACAACAUACUCUUAUGUUUCUGAUCCAACCCCCGCACCUAAAAAUCCAAUUAAAUCCCCGAAAUCUCCUUUACCAAAACAAGCUGGGCCAAAAACAAAUAAUGAUGAUGGAUCCGCGACAACAACUAUUGUAGUUGUAGCAUCUAUUGUAGGUGGAAUGGUGGUUUUAGGUGGUGCUGGCAUGGCAAUAUUUAGAUAUCAAAAAUCAAAGUCUUCUAAUUGGGAUGAAGAGGGUGAAGUCGUUUUGAGGGAUGACAGAGGUGGUUUUGCUGGUGGUGAUCCAUUUAAGAGUACAUUAGAUCAAUAUCAUAGAUGA
Messenger RNA from Funneliformis geosporum, 834 nucleotides. NCBI's taxonomy places the organism in Eukaryota, Fungi, Glomeromycota, Glomeromycetes, Glomerales, Glomeraceae. The record is from the annotation of a GenBank genome assembly.